This is a messenger RNA of Ochotona curzoniae (black-lipped pika), 5600 nucleotides long. RefSeq names its product kinase insert domain receptor (gene KDR). The transcript is spliced from 30 exons. The record is from RefSeq and is a predicted model, not a curated record. Gene Ontology annotation, cellular component: membrane; signaling receptor complex. Gene Ontology annotation, biological process: multicellular organism development; endothelial cell differentiation; vascular endothelial growth factor receptor signaling pathway. Bases 167 to 4231 code for a protein of 1354 amino acids. Gene Ontology annotation, molecular function: vascular endothelial growth factor receptor activity; growth factor binding; ATP binding. NCBI's taxonomy places the organism in Eukaryota, Metazoa, Chordata, Mammalia, Lagomorpha, Ochotonidae.
ACCCCCAGAGCUCGUCCUGCAACCGGGAUAGACUUUCCUGCAGCCGCCUCUCCGGGGCAGGGUACCCUUUGCCCUCCUGGGUCCUGCACCAAGGCUCUUGAGUCAGACAGGGGGAGUCAGCGUUGGCGCCUGAGUGGUGGGCACUGCGCCUCGCGCGAGGUGCGGGAUGGCGAGCAAGGCGCUGCUAGCCGUCGCUCUGUGGCUCUGCGUGGAGACCCGGGCCGCCACUGUGGGUUUUCCCAGUGUCUCACCCGAAUCACCCACUCUUAGCAUACAGAAAGACAUACUUACAAUUAUGGCUAAUUCAACUCUCCGAAUUACUUGCAGAGGACAGAGGGAGCUGGACUGGGUCUGGCCCAACAACCAGAGCGCCUCUGAGGGACGGGUGGAGGUGAUGGAGUGCAGUGACGGCUUGUUCUGUAAGACACUCACAAUUCCCAGAGUGAUUGGAAACGACACCGGAGCUUACCAGUGCUUCUACCAGGACACCAAAGUGGCCUCCACUGUCUACGUCUACGUCCAGGAUUACAGAUCUCCGUUUAUUGCUUCUGUUGGUGACCAACACGGAGUUGUGUACAUUACUGAGAACAAGACUGUGGUGGUUCCAUGCCUGGGAUCCGUUUCAAACCUGAACGUGUCACUUUGUGCUAGGUAUCCAGAAAAGAGGUUUGUUCCUGAUGGCAACAGAAUUUCCUGGGACAGCAGGACGGGUUUCACCAUCCCCAGCCACAUGAUCAGCUACGCUGGCAUGGUCUUCUGUGAGGCCAAAAUUCACGACGAGACUUACCAGUCAAUCAUGUACAUAGUUGUGGUUGUAGGGUACAGGAUAUAUGAUGUGGUGAUGAGCCCCGCUCACGAAGUGGAGCUAUCUGUGGGGCAGAAGCUUGUCUUAAAUUGUACAGCGAGAACCGAGCUCAACGUGGGACUGGACUUCAACUGGGAAUACCCUUCUCCGAAGCAUCAGCAUAAGAAACCUGUAAACCGGGACCUAAAAACGCAGUCUGGGAAUGAGAUGAAGAAGUUUUUGAGUGUGCUGACGAUUGAGAGUGUAACGCGGAGUGACCAAGGCUGGUAUACCUGUGCAGCGUCCAGUGGGCUGAUGACCAAGAGGAAUCGCACUUUCGUCAGGGUCCAUGAAAAGCCUUUUGUUGCUUUUGGGAGUGGCAUGGAAUCUCUGGUGGAAGUCACGGUGGGAGAGCGAGUACGGAUUCCUGUGAAAUACAUCAGCUACCCAUCUCCUGAGAUCAAAUGGUAUAAAAAUGGAAGACUCCUGGAGUCCAACCAUACAAUUAAGGUGGGACAUGUGCUGACCAUCAUGGAAGCGAGCGAAAAAGACACUGGGAAUUACACCAUCAUCCUCACCAACCCCAUCACGGGGGAGAGGCAGAGCCACGUGGUGUCUUUGGUUGUGAACGUGCCGCCGCAGAUUGGGGAGAAGUCUCUGAUCUCGCCCGUGGACUCCUACCAGUAUGGCACCUCGCAGACACUCACCUGCACCAUCUAUGCCCUCCCUCCGCCGCACCACAUCCGCUGGUACUGGCAGCUGGAGGAGGAGUGCUCCGACCUGGCCAGCCCCUCUUCCUUAGCGACAAACCCGCACACCUGCAGAGAGUGGCGGCAUGUGGAGGAUUUCCAGGGAGGAAAUAGAAUUGAAGUCAACAAAAAUCAGUUUGCCCUAAUUGAAGGGAAAAAUAAAACCGUGAGCACCCUCAUCAUCCAAGCGGCAAACGUGUCAGCGUUGUACAAAUGUGAAGCCAUCAACAAAGCUGGGCGAGGGGAGAGGGUCAUCCCCUUCCACGUGACACGCGGUCCUGAGAUCACUGUACACCCGAGCCCACAGCCAACUGAGCAGGAGAGUGUGUCUCUGUGGUGCUCCACAGACCGCAGCACAUUCGAGAACUUCACCUGGUACAGGCUCAGCCCCCAGGCUCUGCCCAUCCACACCGUGGAGCUGCCCUCGCCCAUCUGCAAGCACGUGGACACCUUUGUGAAGCUCAACACGACCGUGUUCUCCAAUGGCACGAGUGAUAUUGCCAUCACCGAGCUGCAGAACGUGUCCCUGCAGGACCAAGGCCACUACGUCUGCUUUGCUCAAGACAGGAAGACCAAGAAGAGGCGAUGUGUGGUCAGGCAACUUCUAGUCUUAGAGCGGAUGGCACCCGUGAUCACCGGGAAUCUAGAGAAUCAGACCACAAGCAUUGGCGAGACCAUUGAAGUUUCCUGCACAGCAUCUGGGAAUCCUCCUCCACAGUUCACGUGGUUCAAAGAUAACGAGACACUUGUGGAAGACUCAGGCAUCGUGUUGAAAGAUGGGAACCGGAAUCUCACCAUCCGCAGAGUGAGGAAGGAGGACGAAGGCCUCUACACCUGCCAGGCGUGCAGCAUCCUUGGAUGUGUGAAAGCAGAGGUGUUCUUCAUCGUUGAAGGUGCCCAGGAAAAGACCAACUUGGAAGUCAUUAUUCUCGUUGGCACGGCGGUGAUUGCCAUGUUCUUCUGGCUGCUCCUUGUCAUCGUCCUGCGGACCGUGAAGCGGGCCAAUGGAGGGGAACUGAAGACGGGCUACUUGUCCAUCGUCAUGGAUCCAGAUGAACUGCCCUUGGACGAGCACUGUGAGCGCCUGCCUUACGAUGCCAGCAAAUGGGAAUUUCCCAGGGACCGGCUGAAGUUAGGGAAGCCUCUUGGCCGUGGUGCCUUUGGCCAGGUGAUGGAAGCCGAUGCUUUUGGAAUUGACAAGACAGCAACCUGCAAGACGGUGGCCGUCAAAAUGUUGAAAGAAGGAGCAACACACACUGAACACCGAGCCCUCAUGUCUGAACUCAAGAUCCUCAUUCACAUUGGCCACCAUCUCAAUGUGGUUAACCUGCUGGGUGCCUGCACCAAGCCAGGAGGGCCACUCAUGGUGAUUGUGGAAUUCUGCAAGUAUGGAAACCUAUCAACUUACUUACGGGGCAAGAGAAAUGAAUUUGUCCCCUACAAGACCAAAAGUGCACGAUUCCGGCACGGGAAGGACUAUGUUGGGGAGAGCCCAGUGGAUCUGAAACGCCGCUUGGACAGCGUCACCAGCAGCCAGAGCUCAGCCAGCUCAGGCUUCGUGGAGGAGAAGUCCCUGAGUGACAUGGAGGAAGACGAAGCUUCUGAAAGUCUGUACAAGGACUCCCUCACCUUGGAGCACCUCAUCUGCUACAGCUUCCAAGUGGCCCGUGGCAUGGAGUUCCUGGCAUCUCGCAAGUGCAUCCACAGGGACCUGGCAGCACGGAAUAUCCUCUUGUCAGAGAAGAACGUGGUGAAAAUCUGUGACUUUGGCUUGGCCCGGGAUAUCUAUAAAGACCCCGAUUAUGUCAGAAAAGGAGAUGCUCGCCUGCCUCUGAAGUGGAUGGCCCCGGAAACCAUUUUUGACAGAGUCUACACAAUCCAGAGUGAUGUGUGGUCCUUCGGUGUGCUGCUCUGGGAAAUAUUUUCCUUGGGUGCUUCACCCUAUCCUGGGGUAAAGAUUGAUGAGGAUUUCUGUAGGCGGUUGAAAGAAGGAACCAGAAUGAGAGCUCCUGACUACACCACCCCGGAAAUGUAUCAGACCAUGCUUGACUGCUGGCACGGGGAACCCAAUCAGAGGCCCACGUUUUCCGAGCUGGUGGAGCAUCUGGGGAACCUGCUACAGGCGAAUGCUCAGCAGGACGGCAAGGAUUACAUUGUUCUCCCAAUGUCAGAGACUCUGAGCAUGGAGGAGGAUUCCGGGCUCUCUCUGCCUACCUCACCUGUUUCCUGUAUGGAAGAAGAGGAAGUGUGUGACCCCAAAUUCCAUUAUGACAACACAGCAGGAAUCAGUCAGUAUCUGCAGAAUAGUAAGCGAAAGAGCCGGCCUGUGAGUGUAAAAACAUUUGAAGAUAUUCCACUGGAAGAACCAGAAGUAAAAGUAAUCCCAGAUGACAACCAGACCGACAGUGGCAUGGUUCUCGCGUCAGAAGAACUGAAGACUUUGGAAGACAGGAGCAAAUUAGUUCCAUCUUUCAGUGGGCUGCUACCCAGCAAAAGUCGGGAGUCUGUGGCAUCAGAAGGCUCCAACCAGACCAGCGGCUACCAGUCAGGGUACCACUCUGAUGACACAGACACCGCAGUGUCCUCUGGCGAGGAGGCAGAACUUUUAAAGCGAGUGGAGGCUGGUGUGCCUGCUGGUGGCUCAGCCUUGGGGCUCCAGCCUGGCUCUGGGACCAGGCUGAGCUCCCCUCCUGUUUAAACGGAGUUACUGCCUGCCCCAGCUCCUGGGACUCACAGGAGAGGCAGGACUCAGCUGACCAGCAUUAAGAACAGCCACCUGUGACUACAUUUCCCUAAAAAUCCACACCAAAAGGACCUCACUCGGACUGCAGGGAGGCGCUUUCUGAGCGGACGCUUGCGACCCAAGAAUGUGUUGGCAUCUUCUUCCAGUGUCGAUUUUCUUCACUUUUGGCUAUUUCCAAAGUGAUUCUCAGGCGUGCACUUGUGGUCCUCAGAUGGAGAAGGGACUGCCUGUCUGGAAGAAGUGGCUGUGAAGCGGGAAGAUGAAGCAGCUGCGUCAGUGCUGCCAGUGGUGAAGACAGUGAUGAGUGGCAGGACCGGAUUCAUUUGCGGGGCUGGGUUUGGAUGCAGGACUGAAGCCAUGCUCAGCUCUGGCAUUGGGACCCCUGACUGGAGAGGAGGACGUGUCCUGCCUUGUGAGCCUUGGCAGAACCUGCAGGCGCCUGGCGGAGGUGGCUGUGCGGUCUCUCGGGAGCAGUGCAGGCUUAGUACCAGGAUCUGGUCGGAGGACGUGGCGUGCUCUUUGCAGUUGGACCCAAGGAGAGUUCCUGGUUGUAUUUCCGACCCCUAAUGAGAGUUCCUUCCGGACCUUGAUGUGGCUCCUGGCCGAGCCCCAGGAAGGAAGGAAGUGAGACAGGCCUGGCUCCUUGUCUCCCAGGCUGACCCGCCAUUCACAGCACCACAGAGAGAAAUGACAUUCAGCUGAUGCUCCCUGUGUCGGCCGAAAGUGUGACUCCACAAACUAACUUCUAGAUGCUCUGGAUGGGUGGAUGCAUCCAGGGAUGUCUGGGCCUGACAGCGGCAGGUGCAGUGUUGAUGGGAUGUGCAGGUGGGAUGUUGAAGUUUCCGGAAGGCUUUUACCUUCCUGUCCCAACCCCUUGCUCCCAUCUGGACCCCCACUUUGGUUCUUUGGAGCCCUGAACACUCCAGUAAACCCAACUUGACUUGUUUGUUCUCUGUUAGCGACUUCUCAGCGUUACUUCAUAGCUAAAGCCAUAACAACACCUAUUGUAUUAUUUAGGCGUUUAACAAAUGUCGCUACUUCUAGGCUUUACCCUUGUUCUUUCUGUCCUUUUUUUUCUUCCCUAAAGGAUCUGUUUUUCCAUUGGUAUCACAGCUUGAGAUGCUGGGAACAAUGACUCUAGAACAUGCUAUGGCACACAUAUUUAUAGUCUGUUUAUGUAGAGACAAAUGUAAUAUAUGAGAACCGUAUAAUAUAUAUAAUGAACUUUGUACUAUUCACACUGUAGCAGUAUUAUGUAGCAUAACCGUGUUCAUGAUGCUUUCAGCAAUUUAUGUCAUUUUAUUAAAAAAGUGAAGAGCUUGAA